Laccaria bicolor S238N-H82 is the source of this 519-nucleotide messenger RNA. RefSeq lists its product as uncharacterized. Lineage: Eukaryota; Fungi; Basidiomycota; Agaricomycetes; Agaricales; Hydnangiaceae. Bases 1 to 519 code for a protein of 172 amino acids. The transcript has 6 exons. The record is from RefSeq and is a predicted model, not a curated record.
AUGCCUCAGAGCCGAUUUACCCAUGAAUCGAAUGCGGGGUGGGCUCUUCGGCAAGUCAACUGCGUUGGAUACACCCCCGAGGCACACAGGCAGAAACUUCGUCAAGUUGUGGGUCCUUUAUCGAAAAAUCACGAGUGGAUUGAUUCUUUGGAAUACGUAGAAGACGACCUACCCGUCAUGCAGAAGUUCAUUCCGAAGGUCAUCCAUGAGAUUCUCUAUCAACAUUCGUCUCCCAACCGCGCCUUUUCGGAGCCUGAGCGGUCACCAGAACACGAUGGCAGGCCUCCAGUGAAGCCGACGACUCCUGUUGUCUAUCACUUCUACCCGACGGAGUUGAACCGGGAAUACUUUGAUAACUCACGAAAACACUUGGAGACACGUUGCAGAGCACACCCGGUAAUUCCGUUGUCCAUGCAGGCAAAGGAGAAGAUUCACAAGGUUCCCACACAGUACCGAAGAAACCUUGAAUGCUCGUCUUUCGAGCCCUCAAUGGACGACUCUUACUCUGAAGUUCCAUAG